Molecule: messenger RNA, 3127 nt
Organism: Nasonia vitripennis (jewel wasp)
Lineage: Eukaryota; Metazoa; Arthropoda; Insecta; Hymenoptera; Pteromalidae
Product: excitatory amino acid transporter
Exons: 10
Coding region: 874-2358 (494 amino acids)
Biological process (GO): L-glutamate transmembrane transport
Cellular component (GO): plasma membrane
Molecular function (GO): glutamate:sodium symporter activity; neutral L-amino acid transmembrane transporter activity; L-glutamate transmembrane transporter activity
Source: RefSeq, a predicted model, not a curated record
UUAUUUUUUGGUAUUUUUUGGUACUUUGGAAAUUGGCAGAUAGAUAUAACUCGCGUUGCGGGUAUGGGUAGGUAUGGGUAUAGCGCGCUGUGGAUUAAUCUGCUUAUGAUUGGCCCAUAAGUAGCUCCGCGUAAAAAAAGAAGCAGGAAGCGGCCACUCAUCGGCUCAGCGGUCGCACGGCACCGAUACGCUCCACACAGCCUAUAGAUACACACACACACACACAUAUAUAUAUAUAUAUAUAUGCCCACUAGGCAAACGAGCGACUCGUCUCCUACGGUCCUGAUACAAAUUACAAUCGCACGCGUACUUUUCCUCUCUGAUGGUCCCUAUCUCCAAAACACGCAGAUGAUUUGAUGCAUUUGAAAUGAACAACUUUAGUGAUGGAGCGAAUAUAAUGCGCUCGAUCGAGCUUACAGAGAAUUAGAGAGAUGCGUGUUAGGUACGUUAGGCGCGUGGUCCAGCGGUCUCGAUCUCGUUCGCGCGGCUGGAAGCUGGAGCAGUAGGCAGAGAGUAGGUGGAUAGAGCCCUGCUAGCCCCAUUACAACGUUCUAGCUUCCUGAAUGGGGAGCCUCCUCGCACAAUAUCUGACGCGGGCGCAGAUUGACUAGCUCCGCCGCCGAGCGAGAUUCGUGGUGCUCGCACUGCCGUCGUCGGGCUCAUAUUCCACCCAUUCGGUGCAGUAAGUAGGUAGAGAGAGAGAGAGAGAGAGAGAGAGAGUUUUGGGAAAAGAACCCGCGCGAGCAGAGGGCUAUGAGUAGGCUGCAGCGAGGGCUUUCCCCGCGAGCGCUCUAUCGGUCGCGCAGCAGCAGAGGCUCGGCUGCAAGCUACUGAUAUCGGCACUGGCCCGCACCGAGGGAAGUCUGCGGAGGAAUGUCGCUGCUCCAGCGGAUUUCCGGGGCCAUCGCGGUGCUGCGCGGAGCCCCGCUCGAGUCGACGAGUCUGCAAAGAUCCCAGAUCGAGCAGACGACUGCCGAGGACGAGGCGGCGCACGAGCCGGAGAAGAAACUGCCGAGCAGAGCUAAGAUCGCCGGCAGGGCCAAAGCGAUGGGCGGCCUGCUGGAGAUCUGGGUGAGGGAGAACCUGCUGCUCGUCCUGACGGUCCUCGGCGUUCUGCUGGGCUGCCUCCUCGGCUUCGUGGGCCGGCUCGGCGACUUCUCGGCCCAGAGCAUCAUGCUCAUCGGCUUCCCCGGGGAGAUCCUGAUGCGCACCCUCAAGAUGUUCAUACUGCCGCUCAUCGUCUCGUCCCUGAUCGCAGGAAUGGCCCAGCUGGACGCGCGCAGCUCCGGCCGGAUAGGCGUUCGGGCGCUGACCUACUACAUGGCCACGACCGUCCUGGCGGCGCUGGUCGGCAUAGCCGUGGUCCUGCUCAUCCACCCGGGCGACCCGAGGAUCAAAAACAUCGUCGCCCAGGGCGCCGGCGACGAGGCCAAGGUCUCGAGCCUCGACGCCAUCCUCGACAUAAUCAGAUACGUAUGUAUAUAUAAAAAACGAACAAACGCGCAGAAACAUGGUGCCGGAGAACCUCGUGCAGGCGUGCUUCCAGCAGGUCCAGACGACGUACGUGAAGAAGAAGGUCGUGGUCAUCGGCGAGAGCCCGAGCCAGAGCGGCUACCUGCUCGAGCCGGCCCUCGUCUACAGGGACGGCACCAACGUCAUGGGCAUGAUCGUCUUCUGCAUAAGCUUCGGCCUGCUGGCCGGGCACAUGGGGCCCCGCGGCAAGCUCAUGGUCGACUUCUUCGUCGCGCUCAACGAGAUCGUCAUGAAGUUCGUCAGCCUCAUCGUCAUGUGGUACUCGCCCUUCGGAAUAAUGUGCAUCAUCGCCGGCAAGAUCAUGUCCAUCUCGAACUUGGCCGCGACCGGCCAGAUGCUCGGGCUCUACAUGCUCACCGUCGUGCUGGGCCUCCUCGUCCACGGCGUCAUCACGCUGCCCCUCAUCUACUGGCUGAUCACGCGGCGCAACCCCGCCGUCUUCUUCAAGGGCAUCAUGCAGGCCUGGAUCACCGCCGCGGGAACCGCCUCGAGCGCGGUGACUCUGCCGAUAACGUUCCGCUGCCUCGAGGAGAACAACAAGAUCGACCCCAGGGUCACGAGGUUCGUCGUCUCGGUCGGGGCGACCGUCAACAUGGACGGGACCGCGCUGUACGAGGCCGUCGCUGCCAUUUUCAUCGCCCAGAUGAACGGCAUCAGCUUGGGCGUCGGCGAGGUCAUCACCGUCAGCUUGACGGCGACGCUGGCCAGCAUAGGCGCGGCCAGCAUCCCCAGCGCCGCGCUCAUCACCAUGCUCCUGGUCCUGACCGCUCUGGGCCUGCCCACCUCCGACGUGUCUCUGCUCUUCGCCGUCGACUGGUUCCUUGAUCGAAUACGGACAUCGGUUAACGUACUCGGCGACGGCUUCGGCGCGGGCAUCGUCUACCACCUCAGCAAAGACGAGCUCGAUCAAAUGGACGGACUCAAAAAACUGGGCGCUCUGGAGACCGUCGUCGUGCCCGUACUGCAGGAGCAGACCAGCAACGACAAACUCCAGUUGGAGAAGAAAGAUGCGGAUAAGGACAUCGCCGGGAUCGCGGAGUCGACUUCCGAGACAAAAAUAUAACAUUCAAAAAGGCGGGAUGUAUUUCCAAGAAAUUCAACUGAUCAGCCGUCAACCGCAACAAGUUGCCAUGUAAGCAGCUAAUGCAGAUGAAAGAUAUAACAAAGCAAAGAGUAAAAGCAUGUCAAGUACAAAUCUCCUUAGGCUUACUGCAGGAGUUCAUCAAUUUUAUUCAGACUAUAAAGCUAUUGUUAUUAUUAUUAUUAAUGUUAUUAUUAUUAUUAUUAUUAUUAUUAUUCUAGGAGGCUGUAACGAACCUAUAUAUAAGUUUUAAGCGAAAAUGAGUGAAUCCCCCUAUACAGAUAACACCAUGUUUACUUUUGAAUGGCAAAACUGUGAAUGAUAUUUGCUAUUAAUAUAAGACUUGUAAUAAAAAUCUACAUUCAUGUCCUGUAACUACUAGAGGCCGUCGAAGCAAUUCUCUACGAUAUACUUGUUAUUUUUGUAUUUUAUAAAUGCCGACGUUCAAGGGUUAUCAAACAUGUAUUUCGAUGUAUUCCACAUACUAAAAUAAAAUUUUAGAAAAUUCCCAAA